AUGUCAGAUCUACAGACAAGGCUCAAGAAGUUUAUCAAGAAGGACUCCAACGCCUCGUUGGUGGCUGGUGGCAUCUCUGGUGCCCUAUCCAGAACAGUUGUGUCCCCGUUCGAACGAGCCAAGAUCUUGUUGCAGCUCCAGGGUCCUGGCUCCAAUCAAGCAUACCGAGGCAUGUUUCCCACCAUCGCCAAAAUGUACGCAGACGAAGGCUGGAGAGGCCUCUUUCGAGGAAACACCUUGAACUGCUUGCGGAUCUUCCCCUACAGCGCAGUUCAGUACGCGGUGUUCGAGAAGGUCAAGGCUGUGAUACUUGCACGCAAACCAGGCCAGGAUCUCUUGUUCUGGGAGCGAUUACUAGCAGGCCUGGUAGGAGGAAUCGCGUCAGUGGUGACGACGUACCCGUUGGACCUCGUGAGAGCACGUAUUACCAUCAAAACAGCCUCGUUGUCGAAAUUGAAUAAAGGCAAGACAGUGCGUCCUCCAGGCGUGGUGGAGACCCUCAAGGAGGUGUACCGAACCGAGGGUGGCUUCACGGCGUUGUACCGUGGAAUGGUGCCCACCACGCUCGGAGUGGCUCCCUACGUGGCCAUUAACUUCGCGUUGUACGAAGUCAUUCGUGAUCGCAUGAACAGCUCCACCAGCGACUAUUCCAACCCACUCUGGAAGCUAUCUGCGGGUGCUUUCUCCAGUUGUGUGGGUGGCAUCUUGAUCUACCCGUUGGACCUCUUGCGGAAACGGUACCAGGUGGCCAAUAUGGCAGGCGGAGAGCUUGGAUUUCAGUACAGAUCGGUGACCCAUGCGCUCACGUCCAUUUUCCGAGAAGAAGGGUUCUUGGGUGCCUACAAGGGCUUGAGUGCCAACCUCUACAAGAUCGUUCCUUCCAUGGCCAUCUCGUGGGUGUGUUACGACACCCUCAAGGAUGCCAUUAGAAAAUGGUAG
Messenger RNA from Suhomyces tanzawaensis NRRL Y-17324, 939 nucleotides. RefSeq lists its product as uncharacterized. The coding region runs from base 1 to 939 and encodes 312 amino acids. Gene Ontology annotation, biological process: transmembrane transport. NCBI's taxonomy places the organism in Eukaryota, Fungi, Ascomycota, Pichiomycetes, Serinales, Debaryomycetaceae. The transcript has a single exon. The record is from RefSeq and is a predicted model, not a curated record.